AUGGCCGCUCCAGUACCAUUAGACCGACUACCCCCCACGACGACUGCUUAUGUGGUCGCAACAGCCAUUAUCGCAGGCGUGACCGGAUACUUCCUCGGCCAAGGGUCCACGCUCAACCUUUUCAAAGAGAAAAAAGAAGGAUGGCCGAACAGCUACGAUGUGAAGGUCCAUACACACUCCUCCGACGAAGAGGACGAAGAAGACUCUGAAGAAGAGAGCGACGAAGAAGACGAGGGCAACGGCGAAGAACUGUCCAGUUUCAAGGACAACGACGAGGAGGUGAAGUUGGUGCUGGUCGUCCGCAUGGACUUGGGCAUGACCAAAGGCAAAAUUGCCGCCCAAUGUGGCCACGCAACCCUCGCUUGCUACAAAUACUUCCUCGAAUACGCGCCCAACUCGCCCGUCCUCAAGAGGUGGGAGCGCUACGGUCAAGCCAAGAUCGCGCUGCAGGUCAGGUCCGAGGAGGAGCUGCUGGUUAUGCAGGCUCAGGCUAUGAGCCUUGGGCUUUGCACGCGUGUUAUUCAGGAUGCUGGGCGCACCCAGAUCGCCAGCGGUAGCAAGACUGUGCUGGGAAUUUUAGGUCCCAAGAGUGUGGUGGACGGCGUGACGGGACACUUGAAGCUGUUGUAA
Penicillium bovifimosum is the source of this 630-nucleotide messenger RNA. RefSeq names its product aminoacyl-tRNA hydrolase PTH2. NCBI's taxonomy places the organism in Eukaryota, Fungi, Ascomycota, Eurotiomycetes, Eurotiales, Aspergillaceae. The transcript has 2 exons. Gene Ontology annotation, molecular function: peptidyl-tRNA hydrolase activity. The coding region runs from base 1 to 630 and encodes 209 amino acids. The record is from RefSeq and is a predicted model, not a curated record. Gene Ontology annotation, cellular component: cytosol; mitochondrion.